AUGGAUACUUCUACUUUGUUACCACCAUUUGUUUCACCAAUUUCCACAUCUUUACCUGCAUCUACCAUAUCACCUACCUUUUCAAAUAUCAUGAACCAGCCUAUCACUUCUUUAUUUCCUUCUCAAUCCACUGAAGGAUCCAAAUCCAUUCCUGAUGAUAACACAAAAGAUGAUGAUGUUAUGGUUUCUUUCCCUGACAUCCAAUUUGAUCCUGAGGAGGAGAACAUUCCUGAUUACAUGCUUAUGUCUGAUGUCAUGCUCAAAGCUCAAGAACUUCGUUUGAAAGCUUUGAUGGAACAGGAGGAUGUGAAUUUGAAACUUGAAGAAAUUUGUUUUCAAAUGCCGAAAGAGGUUGUCAAUCGUGAUCACAGUUACUCAACUCUCAAUACAAUAGUUGAUAUUGUUGUUGCUGUUGUUACGAAAGUUGUUGAAUUUCACGAUUCUCCUCAUACCAAGAUUGUUGCAAAGUCGGAGUUUGAUUCUAAAAGCUUUGCAAAAUUAGAAGAGUUAGUGGGCAGUUUGAAAGAGUUAUUUUUGAAGCUUGGUUCUUCUCUACAGUCUUCGAUUUCUCAAGAAUCCUUGUCUAAGAUAUUUUCCUCAUUGGAUUCUUCUCUCAAGGCUAACUUGGAUCCACUUUUUUAA
Lactuca saligna is the source of this 642-nucleotide messenger RNA. The record is from the annotation of a GenBank genome assembly. NCBI's taxonomy places the organism in Eukaryota, Viridiplantae, Streptophyta, Magnoliopsida, Asterales, Asteraceae.